Procambarus clarkii (red swamp crayfish) is the source of this 1157-nucleotide messenger RNA. RefSeq lists its product as uncharacterized. The record is from RefSeq and is a predicted model, not a curated record. Lineage: Eukaryota; Metazoa; Arthropoda; Malacostraca; Decapoda; Cambaridae.
GUGAUGACACGUCAGUAAAGCACUCGGCUUAGCCUGGCAGCCAACCAGCCAGCCAGCCAGGGAGGGGACGUGACGAAACUUUGUGUAUACAUUGUAUUCUUUGGCUAUAACUAUCUAGAUAAAGGCGAUAUGAUAACAUAUAGAAGGCAGGUUGUGGGAGUGUGGUUGUGGUGGACGGUAUUAAGAGCGGCGGGACAAGGACCUUCCCAUAUGGGGGAGCACCAACACCAGCUGCAGCAGCAGCAACAGCAGCAACAGCAGCUGUUGAAGCAACAAGAACAGCAGCAGCUGCUGAAUCAACAGCAGCAGCAACAACAGCAGCAGCAGCAACAGCAGGAUGACCCCCAGAGUGUCAAAGGUGUUCUGGAGGCCAUAAUCAAGGUGGCCGUGAGCAUGUGGGAUAAGAAGAAGCUGGAGCAUGUGGCAGACCUGCGUCGCACCGUCCGCCAGACUGGGAGGCAAGUGAGAGACAUCUCGGCCUACCUCUAUCCUGCCCUCUCCUACGCCUCCCUCCUCACACAGGUGGUGUCGCUGACUCCAAUCUUGGUGUCGGCGGUAGUGUCGGCAGUGUCGGCGGUGGUGUCGGCAGUGGGUCUGGGGGUGUCUUGGACAGGCACAGGGAUCGCCUACAGCGGCCAAGCUGUCCACUUCGUUGGCAACCUCAUAGAGAAAUUUGCUUUGAAGGUUCCGGCAGUGAUGACCAUGGUUGUGUUAACUGGCAUCUCGCUUCUCUUCAUGUACCCAAAUCUUCAAGAACGGUUCUUCGCCAACCUCGCUUCAUAUGGGCUUGGGCUGGCGGGGAUGAUGGCGACUGGGGUCAGGUCCUUCGUACCGGAUGACACGGUGUGGGCGACCUUCAUUGACACCUUCCACAAUUUCGUCCUCACUCUCAGGAACAAUCUUGUCGUUUGAGCUCUAAGCCUCUGGCGGCUGUGUUUUGAUUUCACGCGUCAUCAGUGCGCCUGGUAUGAAAACCUUUACAUAUAUAAGCCUGUGUACCUGGCCUCUGAAUCCAACUCACUGCAGCUGACCCUCUACAGUAACCGUCCCCCUGACCUGAACCCCCCCCUGUACCUGACCAUCCCCCACCCUGUACCUGACCCUCCCACCCUGUACCUGACCCCCCCCCUGUACCUGACCCCCCCCCUGUACCUGAC